AUGAGCUCCUUCCUCGGCCGGAUGAAGGAAUACCCCUCCAUAUCUAUAGACAGGUUUGACAGGGACAACGUCUCCGCGAAGGCUUACUUCCUGUCCCAUUGUCACAAGGAUCACAUGAAAGGACUUCGUGCUCCUCUCCUGAAAAGAAGACUGGCAUGCAGCCUGAAAGUUUACCUCUAUUGUUCUCCGGUCACCAAAGAGCUGCUGUUGACAAGUCCUAAGUAUGCAUUCUGGGAAAACCGAAUAAGACCUAUUGAAGUGGACACUCCAACUCAGAUCUCUUUGGUUGAUGAAGCUACUGGUGAGAAAGAAGACGUUUUGAUCACACUUUUACCAGCUGGUCACUGUCCAGGAUCAGUAAUGUUUUUGUUCCAAGGACAAAAUGGCACCGUGUUGUAUACUGGAGAUUUCAGACUUGCGAAAGGAGAAGUGGCACGCAUGGAGCUUUUACAUUCAGGAAACAGGGUAAAAGAGAUUGAUAGCAUUUAUUUGGAUACAACAUUCUGCGAUCCUAAAUAUUUCCAGAUUCCUAGCAGAGAGGAAUGUUUAUAUGGAAUUUUGGAGUUGGUACGCAGCUGGAUAACACUGAGUCCUCAUCAUGUUGUUUGGCUUAACUGCAAAGCAGCUUAUGGAUAUGAGUAUUUAUUCACAAACCUGAGUGAGGAAUUUGGAGCAAAGGUACAUGUGAACAAAUUGGACAUGUUUAAGAAUAUGCCUGAAAUUCUUUGCCACGUGACAACCAAUUCCAGGACACAGAUUCAUGCCUGUCGGCAUCCUUCGAAUGAAGAAUUCCUGCGAGGUAACAGAUUGCCUUGUGGAAUGUUUUCAGAUGAUGGAGUCCCUUUACGCAUUAUUAGCAUUAAACCAUCAACUAUGUGGUUUGGUGAGAGGACAAGAAAAACCAGCGUAAUUGCAAGAACCGGAGACAGUUCAUACCGGGCAUGCUUUUCUUUCCACUCUUCAUACAGUGAGAUUAAAGAUUUUCUCAGUUAUAUUCAGCCAAUGAAUGCUUAUCCAAAUGUGAUUCCUGUUGGAAAAGCAGUUGCAGAUGUGGAAGAAAUCUUGAAGCCACUUUGUAGAUCCUUUUCAGAAAGCUCUGUAAUUCGGUAUAAGCCACUGGGCAGUCUGAAGCGAACAAGGAAUGUGAACUUGUUGGAAAAAGACGAAGAUGGCAUUGAGGAUUUGUUCGAUGAUUACCCAUUAACUCAUUUGAAGCAAAAAAUUUUCAGGGAUAACUGCUGCUGGAAAUCAGAGGAAAACCUACUUUCUGCUAAAUGUGAACACAGCAAGCCUAGAGAGAAUCCCUCUGCCUCCCCAGUUCCUGUUACCACAACAGUAAAUUUUGUGGAGUGUGAGGAGUCCAAUGGAGAGGAGGAUGAUGAUGAAGAAGCGGAUGCCCCACUACCAGUUCCAGAGCAUAAGCCCAGUGAGAGUGGCGCGCGUUCUGUAGUGUGCACAGAUUUGGCUGAAAAUAAACUGGAUAAUUGUAUGCAUGUCAAAUCUGCAGCAGAUGUAGUGCCAAAGUGGAGCACUUUCUUCAAAUCUGCUGUAGAAGGGGAUGAUGUUUUGGAUAAUGAAAACCAUGUAGAAAGGUCAGGGGAUGACAAGAAUUCACAGUCCCCAAAACUGAUCAGUGAUUCAGAUGAUGAUUCCACUCAUAUAUCUUCCAUGAAUUCCUCCCAGUCUACACAUAUCUCUGAACAAGGUAGUCAGGGAUGGGACGGUCAGGCCGACACAGUGCUGGUGUCAUCACAAGAAAGGAGGGCUGCUGAAAUGGCAUCUGUACAUAGGUCUUCCUUUAGUAUUUUAGAAGGUGAUUUACAUGAAGAAAUCUUGCCAGAAGGGCAAAGCACAGUUAAAUGUAACCUUAUUAUUGAUGCUAAACAAUUGCCUUUUGGAGUAAGUAAACACCAAGGUGAAGUACUGGACCUGACAAAGGCUGAGUGUGCUAGAAAAGCAGACUCUCAGAGCUCUUCAGACUUUGAGAUCCCUUCAUCGCCUGGAGCUGAGCUGCCACAUCCAUCUAAACUACAGUACCUCUAUCAACAACUUGCCACUGGGGACGCUAUCACAGCACUUCAACAAGACUGA
Molecule: messenger RNA, 2091 nt
Organism: Staurois parvus
Lineage: Eukaryota; Metazoa; Chordata; Amphibia; Anura; Ranidae
Source: the annotation of a GenBank genome assembly